Molecule: messenger RNA, 1923 nt
Organism: Cyclocybe aegerita
Lineage: Eukaryota; Fungi; Basidiomycota; Agaricomycetes; Agaricales; Hemipholiotaceae
Source: the annotation of a GenBank genome assembly
AUGGCCAACUUCGCCCAAACCACCCCAUUCUUCUCCAACCCGCUCAAGACGAAGGAUGACCUCGCGAAGUUCCUCGUCGGCCUGCUAGAUCCACUCGCAGCGCAUACGAGUCCUGGAGGCGCUCGUAUCCACCUGGGCCACACCGCAACACACUACGACGACAUAGCAGCACAACUCGAAGGGUUCUCGCGCCCCAUCUGGGGCCUAGCAUCGCUCUUGGGUGGUGGAGGAGAGUACGAGGGCACCAAGAGGUGGUUGGACGGCUUCAAGAACGGUACAGAUCCCGAUGGCGAGGAGUUCUGGGGGAAUAUGAAGAAUAAGGACCAAAGGAUGGUUGAGUGCUCUGCGAUCGGCUUCGCCAUCGCCGUGGCAAAGGACAAGCUCUGGGAUCCUCUCAGCGCAGAGGCGAAGACGAACUUCGAGAACUGGCUUGGGGGAAUGAACGAUAAGGAAAUGCCAAACACUAACUGGCUGUGGUUCAGGGUGUUUGCCAACCUCGGCCUCUCUCGCGCCGGUUCUCCUCGGUUCGAUGCUAAGAGGAUGAAGGCUGAUAUGGAUCAUCUCGAUACUUUCUACAUCGGAGACGGGUGGUCGCGGGAUGGUCCUGAAGGAGUCGUCCAGCUGGAUUACUACUCCUCGUCAUUCGCUAUCCAAUUCGCGCAGUUGGCGUAUUCGAAGCUUGCACAGGCCGAGGAUCCCCAGAGAUGCGAAGAGUACCGGAACAGAGCCAGAAAAUUUGCGCUGGAUUUUGUGCAUUAUUUCGACGAGGAAGGACGUGCCAUUCCAUUCGGGAGAAGCCUGACGUAUCGAUUCGCCAUGUCGUCCUUCUGGGGUGCAUUGGCCUUCGCCGACGUCGAGUUGCCGGCACCUCUAACAUGGGGGGUCGUCAAAGGUCUGCAGCUGCGGAAUCUUCGUUACUGGACCAAGCAGCCCGGAGCAUUCUACCCUGACGGCACCCUCACGAUCGGCUUCACGUAUCCGAACCAGAGUAUGACCGAGAACUACAACUCGCCAGGAUCGCCGUACUGGUGCUGCAAGUCCUUCGUCGCACUUGCACUUCCCGAAACCCAUCCUUUCUGGAUGGCCGAGGAGGAGCCGUAUCCUCUGGCUCUCCGCGAGACCGUCAAGCCCCUGUACCACCCUCUCCAUAUUGCGACCAACCUCGGCGGGCACACGUAUAUACUGUCGUCUGGACAGCAGUGCUCGUAUCCCGUCAAACAAAGUGCGGCAAAGUACGGCAAGCUUGCAUACUCAUCUGCAUUUGGGUACAGCGUUCCUGUCGGGAAUGGAACACUCGAAGAGCUUGGUGGCGAUAGCACGCUUGCACUGAGCGACGACGACGGCGAGACAUGGAAGUGCAGACGCGACACAAGAGAAGCGCGGAUUGAGGGCGGAAAGUGGCUGCGGUCGAUGUGGUAUCCUUGGAAGGACGUCGAGAUCGAGACGUGGCUCGUUCCACCAACGAAAGAGGCGCCGUGGUGGCACCUACGUGUCCACAGGAUCAAGAGUGGCCGAAAGCUCACUUCGGCGGAGGGGGGCUUCGCGAUAUAUGGUCAAGGAGAGGAUGGUCGAGCCCUUGAACCGUCGAUCGGAGAGGCGUUCGGCACCUAUGAACAUGGUGGAGAGGGAAGAGCUGCAUCUCGGGCGGGUGUUUCCGGGGUAGUGGACUUUGGAAACAAAGGGACGAGGAAGGGAAGAGCCCUGCGGACGGACGCCAACUCGAACUUGAUUGCAGCCCGCGCAGUCCUGCCGACCUUGAUGGGGGAGCAUGAAGGCGAUAAGAAGAAUAUUUGGCUUGUUACUGCUGUCUUUGCCAUUCCAAGUGUCGGCUACAAGUCUGGUACACGCAGCGGGUGGACUGCGGAAUGGGAGAAGCGGCCAGUAGUUCCAGAGGAGAUCCAGGCGUUGAUCAAUCAACAGUAA